This is a messenger RNA of Colletotrichum truncatum, 2385 nucleotides long. Its product is annotated as oligopeptide transporter 7. The record is from RefSeq and is a predicted model, not a curated record. Gene Ontology annotation, biological process: transmembrane transport. Gene Ontology annotation, molecular function: oligopeptide transmembrane transporter activity. Gene Ontology annotation, cellular component: plasma membrane. NCBI's taxonomy places the organism in Eukaryota, Fungi, Ascomycota, Sordariomycetes, Glomerellales, Glomerellaceae.
AUGCCAGGCCCUGACCCUAUCGGUGAUACGAUCGUCGCCGGGGCGCUCAACCCUGUUGAGGGGAAGAUCGUCUCGGUGCCGAAUCAUCAAGCUAUCAACGAGAAGGCCAGCAUCGACAACAUAGCACUUGGCAAAGAAAUUGACACCGAGAUCAAGGCUGUUAGUGCUCCGUCAGACAGUGGGAGCCAUGAUAAGGACAACGCUAGUGAAGAUGUCAUCAUUAGAACCGGCGUAGAUGCAUCUGUUCAUCUUCUGCCCCUUCGUGAUGACUUCCAGCCUGCCUUGACUUUUCGAAGUCUUUUCCUGGCUACCUGUCUCUCAGCCUUCCAAGCUGUUAUGAGUCAGAUCUACACGUUCAAACCCACCGUGGUCACCAUCUCGGGAACCUUUAUAGUUCUUAUUGCCUACUUCUUGGGUAAAGCAUGGGCCAAGUUCCUCCCCCGAGGCGAUACACUCGAAGCUCGGUGGAGGGAGAAGGGUGGGGAGGGUAAACCUCCAACGUAUAUCCGGGUCGUCUCUUUCUUUAAUCACGGCCCUUGGAACCUGAAGGAACACGCGAUUUGCGCCAUCACUGCGACAUCUGCCUCCAACGCUUCCGCAAGUGUUACAGUCUUUGCUGCACAAGACUUGUUCUACGACUUGCCUCUCAGCGCUACCACGGUUGUGUUGAGUGUUAUCUCCAUUGGUCUUUUUGGCUAUGGUAUCUGUGGCGUACUGCGGCCCAUUGCUGUUUGGCAUGUCGAUGCUGUUUAUUGGAGUACACUACCCACUGUCAAGACCCUUCAAGGAUUGCAUUGGCAGGACCUCAAGAGCUCGAAACCCCUUCGGUGGUUCUGGUACAGCUUUGCUGGCAUGUUUGUUUACGAGUUCUUGCCUGCCUACAUUUGGCCGUGGCUUAACUCAGUCUCUAUCCCCUGUUUGGCAGCAAUGCAUGCUACAGGUGCAAAAGCCGCUACGCUUACAAACCUUUUUGGUGGAUCCAUCAACAAUGAGGGUUUGGGCCUAUUCACACUCUCUUUUGACUGGCAAUAUAUCACCUCAUUUAACACGUCUCUUCCACUCGCUCUACAAGCUCAUUCAGCAGUGGGAUAUUUCGUAUGCUUUAUUGUCAUGCUCGCCAUCUACUAUUCCAAUGCUUGGGAUGCUAAAUCUCAACCAUUCAUGUCGACCCGUCUUCGAUCUCAAGAUGGAUCAACCUAUCCGAUUGCAAAGGUCUUCACUGGCGGUGUACUCAACAAGGAAGCUCUAGCAGAAUACGGAAUCCCUAGGCUGACAGGUAGUUUUGCCUAUGCCAUGUUCAUGGCAAACGCUGCUAUUGGUGCAUUGGUUGCGCACUGCUUCUUUUUCUGGGGCGGGGACGUCGUAAAGGCGUACAAGAGCGCGAGAAGCGGGAGAUACGAUGACAGGCACCACGCACAUAUGGCUAAGCACUACAAAGAGACUCCAUGGUGGUGGUACAUAAUUGUGCUAGUUCUCAGUUUUGUUCUUGGUGUCAUUGUGGUGACAACACAACACAUCACUCUUCCUGUGUGGGCCUAUAUUGUUUCACUGCUGCUGGGUAUUUUCAUCGCUCCAUUGAGUACCAUUCUUUACUCUCGAUACGGCAAUGGUAUCGCCACAAAUAACCUCUCCAAGAUGCUUGCCGGUCUGCUUCUUCCCGAACGCCCUAUCGGUAACAUGUACUUUGCUGCCUGGUCGCACAAUGUCAUCUCUAACACGGUGAACCUAUCAAACGAUCUCAAGAUGGGCGAAUAUCUCAAAAUUCCUCCUCGUGUCAUGUUUCUGACUCAGAUCUAUGGUACGGUAUUGGGCGGUUUCGUCAAUUAUGCAGUCAUGAUCUCGAUUGUGGGCGGCAACCGCGACCUCCUGGUGAAUAGCGACGGUAACAGUUCUUGGAGUGGAGCUGGUAUGCAGUCGUACAACACAAACGCGACCUCUUGGGCUCUAGCAUCAUAUUUGUACAAGCUUGGUGGCAAGUAUGAAUUGGUACCUAUUGGUCUGGGUAUCGGCUUCGCCAUUGUCGCUCUCCACAGGCUUGUCGUCUACUUCGUGCCGAAGAUCCGGGGGUUCUCGCUCUCUGAGAUUAACCUUCCUCAGUUUAUCCAAUAUGCGGGCUUCAUCCCGUACAACCAGUCUCAAACCUGUGUGAUUUUCAGCCAAUUGAUCGCUGGAUUCUUCACACAAUUCUACCUACGAAACUACCGCCCUCGCAUCUUCAAGGACUACUCCUACCUUGUAACAGCUGCCUUUGACGGUGCCAGUUUGUUGGCACUCUUCAUUUUGUCAUUUGCAGUAUUCGGGGCUGGUGGUCCGUCCAAACCAUUCCCGACCUGGUGGGGCAAUAACGCUGAUGGUUACUAUGACCUUUGCCCCUCCCCUGAGUAG